UUUACAACAAAACGCACCGUUUUGAUUUAGUCUAAAAUCCCUAAUUUCAUCUCUCCCCUUUUUCUUCUCCAUCUUGUUCCUUCUCGAUAAUAACUUGUAUGCAGUCACCAAAUCCCUAUUCUCAUCGUCCCUUCUUAUUGAUCUUGGCCAUUUCUCACAACUUCCUCUCAUGAUAUCUAUUUUCCUAGCCUACUUCAAUUUAUGAUGUUUUAAGCUAUUGAAUCGAUUAUGAAGAAAUUUGAUUGUUGAAUUAUUGAUUCCUUCUUGAAAUAGAUUGCAUUUACAGGAGUUGUUUAUCCAUGCUUGGUUCUUGCUUAUAUGGGUGGAGAUGCUUAUCUUUCCAAGCACAAAGAGGAUCUUCAAAGAAGUUUUUACAAGGCUAUACCAGUUGAUUGAUCCAGUUGAUAAAACAGUAGACAGAGACCUCACCCUUGUAAAAGAGUUAGGGUUAAAGCUAAUUUAUGCUAUAAAUGCUCAUGUGCAUGCUGAUCAUGUGACAGGAACUGGAUUGAUAAAGACAAAGCUUCUUGACGUGAAAUCUAUUAUUGCAAAAGCUAGCAAUUCAAAAGCUGAUCUUCUCAUUCAAGCUGGUGAUAAAAUACAUUACGGCGAUUUGUUUCUGGAGGUUACGAAGCCUACCCCUGGGCAUACAUUUCAGGUUGUGUUACUUAUUCUUACUGGAGAUGGGCCUGAUUCAGCCACCACCAAGAUGGCUUUUACUGGGGACGCUUUACUGAUACGGGGAUGUGGGAGAACUGAUUUUCAGGGCGGAAGUUCACAUCAACUUUAUCAGUCAGUGCAUUCACAGAUAUUCACCUUGCCCAAGGAUACUUUGAUCUAUCCUGCUCAUGAUUACAAGGGAUUCACUGUUAGUACUGUUGGAGAGGAAAUGCUGUACAAUCCCAGGCUAACCAAAGAUGAGGAAGCCUUUAAAACCAUCAUGGAAAAUUUGAAACUUUCGUAUCCUAAUGAUACGGAUCCAUUGGUGCUUCCUAGUGGGACAAUUACAAGGAGCCAUGCCAAGCGAUAUGGGGCAGCCAUGUCCUUAUAUGUUGACCAAAUUUCACAAGAGCUUCAUGAUGUGGCAUAUAACAAGUGUUGCGUGGAACUUGAAGGCACAUCUAGGCUUCUUACAUUGUUGGAGACAUGUGCCGUUGGUGUAGCACACCCUAGCCAUGCUAAUAUGUAA
This is a messenger RNA of Jatropha curcas, 1189 nucleotides long. The record is from RefSeq and is a predicted model, not a curated record. NCBI's taxonomy places the organism in Eukaryota, Viridiplantae, Streptophyta, Magnoliopsida, Malpighiales, Euphorbiaceae.